GCGGGGGGGGGCAAGUCAGUCUCUGAACACACGUACAAACACUCCUCCAGGACAUACGGAAGACGCGCGUAAAAGCAACCGAGCUGCUUCAUUUCAACAGUGAAAGACAACGUUUAAGUCCCGCAGGUUGUCCCGUUGUAAAGUUUGGACUUCCCUUCGUUUUCUAGGUGCGAUUCUUUGUUUUGAAUCUCAGGUACAGCGGGGUUUUAUUCUCUCUAGCGAACCGGAGGUGUGUUCCCUAUGAUGCUCGGAUAUCGCAGGAGUGUUUGCUUCACGCUUUGGAUACAUAAUGUGAGGAUUUGUGUCGGAAUAAACAAGGACGCUGCGUAAAGGAAAACCCUGCACUCCCCAGUGUGACCAGUGAAGCUCGCUUCAAUCCCCUCAAAGUGCGAAAUGGGGCCGUCAUCUACACUGCUUCUCAUUGCUUUUUUUGGCUGGGCUGAAGGUUCCUCUCUUCACUACUCAGACGGUCGGUCCAGCCGUCUUUCCCUGGAGAAAACCUUCGGCCGGUUGGUCAAAGACUCCCAGUGCCAACACAUGUUGAAGCACCUUCAUAAUGGAGCCCGAAUCACUGUGCAGAUGCCUCCCAACGUAGAGGGUCACUGGGUGUCCACCAGCUGUGAGGUGAGACCAGGCCCAGAAUUCCUGACGCGCUCCUACAGUUUCUACCCCAACAACACCUUCCAAGCCCACCAGUUCUACUACGAGGACAACCACUGCACCAAACCCACCUACACUCUGGUGAUCCGGGGUCGUCUACGCUUACGCCAGGCCUCCUGGAUCAUCCGCGGCGGCACAGAGGCGGAGUACCACCUCCACCGCGUCCAGAUGGUUUGUCACACAGCCACCGUGGCCAAAGAGCUCAGCCAGAGGCUCAACCACAGCUGCAGAGGGGCUGUGAAGGGCCCCUGGGAGCCCAAUGUGAUCUACGAGCUGUGGAGCGAGGAGGGUGGCUACGACUGCUCCAGGGAGCUUAACUUUGCCAUGCAUGAGCUGCAGCUGCUGAGGGUAGAGAAGCAGUACCUGCAUCACAACCUGGAUCACCUGGUGGAGGAGCUGUUUCUGGGAGACAUCCACACAGAGCCGUCCCAGAGGCUGUACUACAAGCCGUCCAGCUACCAGACUGCCCUGCAAAAUGCCAAGAACCAUGACCAUGGCUGCAUCGCCUGUCGAAUCAUCUACCGCUCAGAUGAGUUCCACCCUCCCAUCCUGCCGCCGCGGGCUGACCUGACUGUCGGGCUGUACGGUCAGUGGGUGAGCCAGCGCUGCGAAGUUCGUCCUGAGGUCCUCUUUCUCACCCGUCACUUCAUCUUCCAUGACAACAACCACACCUGGGAGGGCCACUACUACCACUACUCUGACCCCGUCUGUAAACACCCCACCUUCACCAUCUAUGCCCGCGGACGCUUCAGCCGAGGGCUUCACUCCACCAGCGUCAUGGGUGGGACAGACUUUGUAUUCAAAGUGAACCACAUGAGAGUAACUCCCAUGGACUUGGCCACCACCUCCCUCCUCAACGUCUUCAAUGGUAACGAGUGUGGAGUGCAGGGAUCCUGGCAGGUCGGGGUGGAGCAGGAUGUCACCCUAACCAACGGCUGUGUGGCACUGGGCAUCCGGCUCCCCCACACAGAGUAUGAGCUUUUCCGCAUGGAGCAGGACGCCCACGGCCGCUACCUGCUCUACAACGGCCAGCGUCCCAGCGACGGCUCCAGCCCGGACCGGCCGGAGAAGCGGGCCACCUCCUACCAGAUGCCCCUGGUGCAGUGCUCAGCAAGCAGCCAGUCCGACUACAGCAGAGCGGACGACAGCGACAGGUCUCUGCUGCACCACAAUGACUGCACAGGAUGGCACAGAGGCAGCCAGAAACACGUCACGGUGGCUCUCGUCGCAUUCUUCACAUCUCUGCUGCUCUGCUGGCAAAGCUAGAGAGCAGUUUGGGCUUUUUCUACAUAAAGACACAACAAGACAAGAGUGUGGAUUACAAGAGUAGAGAGGGAGACUGCUUGUUAAAACAGCAAAUUUACUUUUUACUUCUCUGAUGUGAAAGAGGAUGAAAACUGGUGCCCCUGAUCCUCUGAACCCAGCUACCAAAGACUCGACACUGCUGCACCACAGAAACUGCACUUUAGAGUGGAACCAAAGACCAACCUGUCUGUGUUUCCGCAAAUAUACAAAGAUGUCUAUAUAUCCACACAGACCUGAGAGUAUGUUUUAUACAGUGUACUUACCUACAACUAUCAAGUCAUUUCUUGGUACUGCAAAAAGACGCGAUUUGAUGCGUUGACAAGAAGCUUCCUGUCUGGAGGAGAUGGGCUUGUGGAUAGUCACUGUUUACAGUAAAAGGGAACUACACUACAUAUAUUUCUUUAAAUAUUGCCUUACAGUAUGGUGAACUCAGCUGCAGUUAUCUGUCAUGUAUUCCACAUUAAGAUCAUACUGUUUGAUUUUGGAUUCAAUAAACUCUUUCAGCUGCAGGCAAUUAUCUUCCAUGCAUUCUCACUGAGCAGAGAGCUGCAUCUUCACUGGCCGACACUUGACCUCGUGUCCAUUGGGGCUAUUUUGAAAUUGUGUCAUACUCUGUUUGGGAAACUGCACCUGGAAAAUUUGCAUAUAACGUAGCUUUGUCGCAACAAUUGAAGACUUCAGAUAUACUGUAAAAUUUGAAUUAGGACUGGGCAAUAUGGCUAAAUUAAAUAACAUUAAGAAUAUUUUCUGAAAUAUUGUAAAUAUGAAAAGAAAAUUAAAAAAUGAAUGCAAUGAACUGUUUGUUUACAUGCACAAAGUGCUUCACAUGUGUAAAAUUACAAUUUGCUUGGAAUAAAUAAAUAAGCAGCAGCAUUUUGCUAAACCAUACAACAUGAUCAUAUCAUCAAUAGAUACCUAUAAAUGAGAUUAUUGUUGUUGCCCAGUCUUGUGCAUUUUUUAUAAAAUGGGUUUGUGUUUAACAUAAGAUAAAUAUGGUAUUUUGUCAGCACUGCCUGCUUCAUUUUAAUGGAAUACAUGCAAAUGGACCCGAAUACAUACAUUUGGAUCCUGCUUGGGGGGCAGGUUGUAGCCUAACUCCAUGAUUUAAAAUUUAGACGCUAUCAUUUUAUAGUGAACUAUCUUGGCAGUCAGUGCAAGACUUCACUGUUUAAAUACUGUAGACUUACAAUUUUGUGCUGACAUGAAAAGAAGCAAGGAUUGGACCUGCGGACAUCAUAUCAAAUUGUGACUUCACCCUAUUGAAACUAACAGGAAAUCAUAAAUUGUCAUUUGUUUUCGUUCCCCAAUAAUUUCUGUUUUCACAAGAGUUACUGCAUUACCAUCUCCCUUUUUUAUUACUUUUUCCCCCCAGACAUAAAUAGGCCCUCAUUUUUUGUUACGUGUUGGUACUUGAAAUGGUGUUACUGUCUCUACUAUACAAGUUGUUCCUUUUAAAGUUUGUAACAACAAGGAGGUCUGAUCAAGAAUUUAAGUAUUUUUUGGGGGUAAAUAUUCCAGACUUCUUUGGAUUUGAUGCACUUAGUCCACUGUUUUCAAAAUCUCAGUGAGUUAUUCAAGCUUAGCACUUUCUCAAAAUUGAACAACCGGACAUUUAUGUAAUUGCAACAAAAGGAUAGAUUCUGGUUACUAAGCACUGUAUAGUAGGCCACAUAUUACCUGUCCAGAUUGUGUAGCUCCUUUUAUUUAAAAAAAAACAAAAAAAAAACAACAAAACUAAGUCUUCCAGUGAGGAACCUGUGAAAUGACAUAAAAAGAGAUUAGUGAUCUUUUCUCCUCAAGGUCGUUUCGAAGCUUGAGUGUGUUUUAAUAAAUUCAAAAUACCUUCCAUGGGUCAUCAGGUGUGGCACAGUAUCCGCACCCUUCAGUCCUCCACUUGAUCUCAAUUACAAUCUUUAAUGAAGGUCACUGUGGUGUCAUCAUCGGUCUAAAGAUGUCGUCACUGCCAUCACCCUCUGGAUCGUCGACCAGUACCUGUUUGGGAACUUACCAGCAUGCUUCUACCGUACCAGAACUUUCAGACUGUGUUCAACAGAGAAAGGACAAACUAUCACAGCAAACCCUUAUUUCUGCAAUGGAAAAAACUAAAUGACUGAUUGCUUACAGCAAGUUUAUCAUCAUUGAUGCAGAAUCUUGUUCUCAGACUAAAGAACCUGUAUUAGGCUCCAGGAAAUGUCUUUGUAACUGGAUACAUGUAUAAGAUUAAAGGUUUGAUACUCUUCAA
Messenger RNA from Siniperca chuatsi (mandarin fish), 4207 nucleotides. Its product is annotated as protein APCDD1-like. The transcript has 5 exons. The record is from RefSeq and is a predicted model, not a curated record. Gene Ontology annotation, biological process: negative regulation of Wnt signaling pathway. NCBI's taxonomy places the organism in Eukaryota, Metazoa, Chordata, Actinopteri, Centrarchiformes, Sinipercidae. Bases 394 to 1926 code for a protein of 510 amino acids. Gene Ontology annotation, molecular function: Wnt-protein binding. Gene Ontology annotation, cellular component: plasma membrane.